AUGGGCAACGUUAGCAGCGUGCCCGAUGAGGGCGCACCUCUCUAUCUUAGAGAUCAGAAUCGCUUAUCCAUCUCUUCCGCUGUCAUAACUAGUCCGAAACGUCGUACCCCAAUAAGUAUCGUUCCGAAUGCAUUUCCGGCUACAAGAGUAUCCGCAUCGAGGGGAUCUGGCGACUCUACCCCCGUCGAGUUUGUCCUAGAUGCCGAGUCAGCCAGUUCUGGCUCCGGUCCCGCCUUCCUGUUGAAGCUCUCCAACGAAGAUGAGCUCGUCUUCACAUUCAGCUUUAUCAUUCGCCAGUCUCAGAAUGGUGUUCAGAGUCCAACAGGAAGUGGUGAUACCGUAGCUACAACGAACACCCAGCUCAACGGCCUGACGUUCGUGUUCGCGUCGACACCCCGAGAAGUCGAGAACUUGGUGACUCGCGAGUUCCACGCCGACCCAAACCUUCACAAGAAUGCGAAUGUUGCUCUUGUCGGUACCUACUCGACCGACGGCAGCUCUUCUGUGACCUUUGAUUGGACAUGGCGCUGGAAACCACCCAAGCAGGCCGAGGACCGGGGCGGCGGCUGGAGGAAUACAUGCAGCGUUGGCACCCCUUUCCAAAUGCUCGCUGCGAUACAAUGGCUAAUGUAUAUGUGUAGUUUGUCGAACACCUUCCCUUAUUUGAGCCAACCUAACUCCCCCACCCCGCCACUUCUGAGCGCUCCGCCGAAGGUCCGCGUCGUGUCUGCACAAUCACUCGAGUCCCAAAUCAGUACCAUCCCAGAACACGAAGAGGUUGUUUCACCGCAACAAACUCUUGGCGAUCCGAUCAGCGCGCUGCCAUCUGCGACCUCAGCCCUAAAGGAGCCCAUCAAGGUGGAUGUGUCCUGCCCUCGACCGGCAGAGGAUAUGUCCAUGUCGGACGAUGGGCCACUCUUCCGGGCCACCAUGAAGUCUCUAGAGCAGAAGACCGGCAACAUGAGGAUGCAGAUGAAGCGACUGAUCAAAAAGGCCGAAUACGUGCAUCAGUCGCAGCAGGAGGCCAACGACGCGUUUGCUUCCUUCAUGGACGCCCUCAAGGAGGUCUCAGCCACCAACGCAAAUGCUGUCCAGCCUGCCAUCGAACACUACUUUGACAAGAUUGCCCGCGAAAUCUUGCAGUACGAGCGGCAAAACACCAUGAACUUGCAAAAGAUCGUCAUCGACCCAGUAAACAAGCUCUACCAGAUGGAUAUUAAGCAGGCCGAGGCCAAAAAACGAGACUUUGAAGAAGAGAGCAAGGAGUUUUACGCAUACGUUAGCCGGUACCUCGGACAACGGCAUGACUCGGUCAAGGCAAAGCAGAGCGACUCCAAAUACCAGACAAAGCGCAGGAAUUUUGAGCUCAAGCGGUUCGACUAUUCGUCAUUUAUGCAGGACCUCUCAGGCGGCCGCAAAGAGCAAGAAGUCUUGUCGCACCUCACCAAAUAUGCGGAUGCGCAAGCCAGGUACUUCCUCCGGGCCGCGAAGAAGGUUGACGACCUGCUCCCGCAGCUCGAAGCCCUAUCCUCUGAAGUCCACGAGGCAGAUAAGGAAUAUCAAUAUCAGCGUGUCGAGCGGGAAGAGAAGAGAAGGCUCCUCGAGAAGGGCAGUCUCGCAUACACGGAACCCGAGCCCCCCUCUACCGCCUCGGGGCCCAAUCCCUCUGCGACCCACCCGAACGGCACUCAGUCAAGCUCAGACACGGAGAUGGGACGGGCGGACAGCACUGGGUCACAGCUCAGGCCAACGCGCUCCAUAAACUCGAGCGGUUCGCCCAGCGUUGGCGACCUAUCAAGAUCACCCGGCAGCCUCAGUCAGCAGCACGGUGUUGUUGGCAGCCCGGUCCAGAGCAACAAGUUCAAGGGUAUCCGUGAUCUGGAGGAGCGGGAUCUCAACCAGGCGGCGCAAUCCGAUAAGGAUACCUCGAAUAGGAAGGAAGGUCUACUCUGGGCGUUGAACCGCCCCGGAGGUCACGUCGACCCACGGAACCUGAACAAACAGGGCUGGCACAAGUUUUGGAUUGUUCUUGACCAAGGAAAGCUGUCUGAGUACAGCAACUGGAAGCAGAAACUCGAUCUUCACAUGGAGCCCAUCGACCUACGCCUUGCAUCGGUCCGGGAGGCCAGAAACGCGGACCGCCGUUUCUGCUUCGAAGUCAUCACACCUCAGUACAAGCGGGUCUACCAAGCAACAUCCGAAGAGGAUAUGAAUAGUUGGAUUAUGGCCAUCAAUAAUGCGCUACAAAGCGCCGUCGAGGGCCGGACGUUCAAGGACAAGCCAUCGACGGCCCACGCUGACCUGGGUUUCAAUGGGGUCGAUAUCGGUUCCAUGCUGGUCGGCAAGAGCUCGUCUGUUAGCCAUUCCAGUCACUCGAACGCCAUCCCCUUCCGACGAACGACCGUUGGUGCCCGGCCCAGCACUUCGCGCGGCAGCAGUUUCGAAGACAAGCCCGAUAAGCUGCUGCAAAUGCUCCGCGAGAACGACCAAGGGAACUGCUGGUGCGCCGACUGCGGGUCCAACAACAAAGUCGAGUGGGUUUCACUGAACCUCGCCAUCAUCGUCUGCAUCGAGUGCAGCGGCAUUCACCGAUCCCUAGGAACACACAUCAGCAAGGUCCGGUCGCUUACACUUGACACGACCUCGUUCACACCCGAUAUCAUUGAACUGCUUCUCCUUGUUGGCAAUAGGGUGUCUAACAUGGUGUUCGAGGCCAGGCUGGAUCCAGCUGCAAAGCUCACGGCUCAGGCCAACCGGGAGCAGAGGCUCAGGUUCAUCAAUGCCAAAUACGUCGAGCGGGCAUACGUCGAGCCGAUCUCGGCGACGCUCUCGAGAUUUGGCACGCCAGAAGACACCCUCUUGGCCGGCAUCAAGCGCAACGAGAUCCAACAGAUUCUAUACGCCUUAGCCCUCCGCGCGAGCCCCAACGUCGCCGACAAGUCGCGCGGCACGCACGCCAUUUACCUAGCCCUCGCGGCGGCAGACCCGGCACCGCCCUCCCCAUUGCCAACACAGGCAUUGGCAUCUCCAACCUCGACUGCCGACCGGGUGGUACCCUUCCCGGUGGCCGAGCUCCUCAUCCAAAACGGCGCCGAGAUCCCAGACUCGCUGCCCCAGGUCCCGCUCAGCCUGGCAGCGCAGGCCUACAUCGAGAUGAAGCGCGGCCGCAAGGCGGCCAUGGAGGCGUCAGGCUCAUAUGACUCGCCGGGGGGCGCCACAGCCAUGUCAAGCCAGAAUGAUAAGCGCGAACGCGACGCGCGGCUACAGAAACGCGUCAGCGCCGGCGGGAGGCUAGCCAAGACCCCCAUCCCCGAACGCUAG
This is a messenger RNA of Chaetomium globosum CBS 148.51, 3321 nucleotides long. RefSeq lists its product as uncharacterized. Lineage: Eukaryota; Fungi; Ascomycota; Sordariomycetes; Sordariales; Chaetomiaceae. The transcript has 5 exons. Gene Ontology annotation, cellular component: endosome; cytoplasm; trans-Golgi network. Gene Ontology annotation, molecular function: protein binding; GTPase activator activity. The record is from RefSeq and is a predicted model, not a curated record. The coding region runs from base 1 to 3321 and encodes 1106 amino acids. Gene Ontology annotation, biological process: intra-Golgi vesicle-mediated transport.